Molecule: messenger RNA, 2293 nt
Organism: Limanda limanda (common dab)
Lineage: Eukaryota; Metazoa; Chordata; Actinopteri; Pleuronectiformes; Pleuronectidae
Gene: klhl26
Product: kelch-like family member 26
Exons: 3
Coding region: 107-1921 (604 amino acids)
Molecular function (GO): protein binding
Source: RefSeq, a predicted model, not a curated record
CAGGCGAGCUCCAGACUUCCCCAGCACCAUGACCGGAUCAGCCGAGCUGCUGACCUCGUCUCCCCGCUGGUGAAGAUGCCCCAUGCGGGCUGCUGUGUGCUAGAACAUGGCGGAGUCGGACGGGGGGGACUUUGCUUCGAAACAUUCGCAGAGCAGUAUGGCAAACAAGAAUAGCACCCUGCGCUGUUCCUUCUCGGCCCCAAGUCACAGCGCCACCCUCCUGCAGGGCUUGUCGGUUUUGCGGGCCAAGGGCCAACUGCUUGAUGUCGUGCUAGCAAUCAACGGGGAGCGCUUCCAGGUCCACAAAGCUGUGCUGGCUGCCUGUAGUGAUUAUUUCAGAGCAAUGUUUACUGGCGGCAUGAGGGAGUCCAAGCAAGAUACCAUCGAGAUGAGGGGCUUGUCCGCCCGUGGGUUGAAACACAUUAUCGACUUUGCCUACAGUUCUGAGGUCACUUUAGACUUGGACUGUAUUCAAGAUGUGCUGGGAGCUGCUGUGUUUCUCCAGAUGGUCCCAGUUGUGGAGCUGUGUGAAGAGUUCCUCAAGUCAGCGAUGAGCGUGGAGAGCUGCCUGCACAUCGGCCAGAUGGCCACCACCUUCAGCCUGUCUUCCCUGAAGGAGUCGGUGGAUGCCUUCACUUUUCGUCACUUCCUCCAGAUUGCUGAGGAGGAGGACUUUCUGCACAUUCCCAUGGAGCGCCUCGUCUUCUUCCUGCAGAGCAACAAACUGAAGAACUGCAGCGAGAUCGAUCUCUUCCACGCCGCCAUUCGGUGGCUCCAGUAUGACCAGUCUCGCCGGGCUCAAGCCAGCAGUGUCCUCUGCCACGUGCGCUUCCCGUUGAUGCGCUCCUCCGAGCUGGUGGACAGUGUUCAGACAGUGGACAUCAUGGUGGAGGAAGUGCUGUGCCGCCAGUAUCUCCUUGAGGCCUUCAAUUAUCAGAUCCUUCCUUUCAGACAGCAUGAGAUGAAAUCCUCGCGGACACUCAUUCGUUCUGAUGUCAUGUCGCUCAUCACCUUUGGGGGGACGCCCUACACUGACAACGACCACACAGUCAGUACCAAGGUGUUCUGUCUCGCUGACGUCACUUCCCGCCAGUUCAGAGAGCUGACAGAGAUGGAAACCGGGUGCAGCCACGCUUGUGUCGCCGUACUUGAUAACUUUGUGUACGUUGUGGGCGGACAGCACUUACAGUACCGCAGCGGCGAGGGCGCAGUGGACAGCUGCUUCCGCUACGACCCACACCUGAGCCAGUGGCUGCGCAUCCAAUCCAUGCAGGAGGGUCGUAUCCAAUUUCAGCUCAACGUGCUUCGUGGACAGCUGUAUGCCACUGGAGGGCGCAAUAGAUCCGGCAGUCUAGCAUCUGUGGAGUGUUACUGCCCAAAAAAGAAUGCGUGGACUUACGUGGAACCAUUGAAACGCAGGAUCUGGGGGCAUGCGGGCACGCCGUGUGGAGAGAAGCUGUAUAUCUCAGGGGGUUACGGCGUCUCGCUGGAUGACAAGAAAACGCUUCACUGCUAUGACCCAGUGUCAGACCAGUGGGACUUCAGAGCUCCCAUGAACGAACCCAGGGUGUUGCACGCCAUGAUCAGCAACGGGGAUCGGGUUUAUGCUCUGGGCGGCCGCAUGGACCACGUGGACCGUUGCUUUGACGUGCUGGCCGCCGAGUAUUACAUUCCAGAGAAUGACCAGUGGACCACUGUCAGCCCCAUGAGGGCCGGGCAGUCGGAGGCCGGCUGCUGCUUACUGGACAGGAAGAUCUACAUCGUGGGAGGAUACAACUGGCACCUGAACAACGUCACAAGCAUCGUGCAGGUGUACAACACGGAGACUGAUGAGUGGGAGAGGGAUCUGCACUUCCCAGAAUCGUUUGCUGGCAUCGCUUGUACACCGAUUAUACUUCCACAAUACACCACGCAACGCUGACCUGCGACUGUGAAGACUUUAUUCCAUGUGCUCUUUCUGCCGCCGAUUGUGUCAUCACAAGGUGUCAACGUGACUUAAGCUAUUGUGUGUGUAUUUGAGAAAAGGACCUCUAAAGCUUAAAAGCAGCACUACACAGAGCGGCAUAUUCUUUUCUCUUCUUGUUAUGGAUAAGAUGUGUCUGAUUAAGAGACAAAGCUUCAGAGAUGAAAACUCUUGGAUUUUUAGGUUGGAACACUUCUGUGUUACAGGAACUGGGUUUAAUUAUAGAUUUUGUCCGUUUUUACACAUUUUAUCACGUUUCAGUGGAAAAGCCUAUCGUAAGAUGUUUGAAUUCAAUACCAGACUGAUUAAUAUAUUAUCUGCAAGUUACAU